CGCGCGUGCCCGUGUCUCUGUAUUCCGGUGCCUUGCGCUGAGCGCGUGCUCUUUCCUGAGCGGUUACCGAGCAACGGCCGAGGGUGCGCGCAAGAGACAGAGAGGAGCCCGGAGACUGAGGGGAGAGAGACACUGAGAGGGGAUGUCCAGCUCGCCGUUGUCCAAGAAGCGUCGCGUGUCUGGAUCUGAUACAAAGACGGGUUCAAAUUGCUCAUCCUCUAACUCUGUGCGUACGGACUUGACCGCACCAACGAACGGCAUGGCGCGAAACGGGAAUGAAUCCGAGAUUGAUGAGGGGCUCUAUUCACGUCAGCUCUAUGUAUUGGGACACGAGGCCAUGAAACGUAUGCAGAACUCAAAUGUCCUAAUCUCAGGCAUGAGUGGACUGGGUGUGGAAAUUGCGAAGAACAUCAUCCUUGGAGGAGUCCGAUCUGUCACAGUCCAUGAUCAGGGAAACGCUGAAUGGGGAGAUCUCUCUUCUCAGUUUUAUCUACGGGAAGAUGAUGUUGGCAAGAAUCGAGCUGAGGUGUCUUAUCCAAGACUUGCAGAACUUAACACAUAUGUACCAGUGACCGCUUCCACUGGCCCCUUAACAGAGGACUUCCUCUCUGGUUUUCAGCUUGUGAUUCUCACCAACUCUUCCCUCGAGGAGCAGCUGCGUGUAGGUGACUUGUGCCACAGCCGAGAUAUCAAGUUCAUUGUAGCAGACACCAGAGGAUUGUUUGGGCAGCUAUUUUGCGACUUUGGAAAGGAAAUGGUUGUAAUGGACAUCAAUGGCGAGCAACCGCUGAGUGCAAUGAUCUCCAUGAUCACAAAGGAUAACCCUGGUGUUGUGACCUGUUUGGAUGAGGCUCGUCAUGGCUUUGAAAGUGGAGACUUCGUCACAUUUACUGAAAUUCAGGGCAUGAAGGAACUCAACAGCUGUGAGCCAGUGGAGAUCAAGGUGCUAGGGCCCUACACAUUCAGUAUCUGUGACACAACCGGAUUCACAGAUUAUGUUCGUGGAGGAAUCGUCAGUCAAGUCAAGAUGCCAAAAAAAAUUAGCUUUAAACCACUCAAAGAUGCACUGUCGGAGCCUGAGUUUAUCAUAACGGACUUUGCUAAGUUUGAACACCCAUCUCAGUUGCACCUUGGUUUCCAGGGGCUCCACGAGUUCCAAAAAAAGAAUGGACGUCUGCCCAAACCCCGCAAUGAGGCUGAUGCCAAUGAGGUUUUGUCCCUUACCCAAGAAAUCAAUCAGCGAUCUGGGUCUGCCAAGCAGGAGAAAUUAAUGGAAGAUCUAAUUAAAAAGCUGGCUUUCCAGGCCACAGGAAACCUUGCCCCAGUAAAUGCUUUCAUUGGGGGUCUGGCUGCUCAGGAAGCCAUGAAGGCUUGCACUGGAAAGUUUAUGCCGGUCAUGCAGUGGUUAUAUUUUGAUGCCUUGGAGUGUUUGCCAGAAGAAAAUGUGGAUGUGGUUUUGACGGAGGAAAAGUGCAGCCCAAGAAACUCUCGCUAUGAUGGACAAACUGCUGUAUUUGGGACAGAUCUACAAGAGAAACUUGGCAAACAAAAAUAUUUUCUGGUUGGAGCAGGUGCCAUUGGCUGUGAAUUGCUGAAAAACUUUGCCAUGAUUGGUUUAGCUGCCAGAGAUGGUGGAGAGAUCACUGUGACAGACAUGGAUACCAUAGAGAAGUCCAACCUCAACAGACAGUUCCUCUUCAGACCCUGGGAUGUCACGAAAAUGAAAUCGGAGACAGCAGCUGCAGCUAUCAAACAAAUGAACCCUAAUGUGCAUGUAACUGCCCACCAGGACAGAGUGGGAACAGAGACUGAGAAGGUGUACGAUGAUGACUUCUUUGAAGCAUUAGAUGGUGUGGCCAAUGCACUAGAUAACGUAGAUGCCCGAAUGUACAUGGACCGCCGUUGUGUGUAUUACCGCAAGCCAUUACUGGAAUCCGGCACUUUGGGGACAAAAGGAAACGUUCAAGUGGUCAUCCCAUUUGUAACAGAGUCCUACAGCUCCAGUCAAGAUCCUCCAGAAAAAUCCAUCCCUAUCUGCACCCUGAAAAACUUCCCUAACUCAAUAGAGCAUACUCUGCAGUGGGCUCGGGAUGAGUUUGAGGGUCUCUUCAAACAGCCAGCUGAAAAUGUCAACCAAUAUUUAACUGAUCCAAAAUUCAUGGAAAGAACAUUGAAGUUGCCAGGUUCACAACCUUUGGAAGUGAUUGAAGCGGUACACAAAAGCCUGGUUAUGGAGAGACCGAAAAGUUGGUCAGAGUGUGUUUCAUGGGCAUGUAACCAUUGGCACAUCCAGUACUGCAACAACAUCCGGCAAUUGCUGCACAACUUUCCUCCUGAACAGUUGACCUCAUCUGGUGCUCCUUUCUGGUCGGGUCCCAAGAGAUGUCCUCACGCUUUAACAUUUAACAGUAGCACUACCCUGCACUUAGAUUACAUUAUGGCUGCCGCUAAUUUGUAUGCACAGUCCUAUGGCAUUACCGGAUCUACAGACAGAGCCACGGUGGUGGACUUUCUCAAAAAUAUACAGGUGCCACAGUUCACUCCUAAAUCCGGAGUCAAAAUCCACGUGUCGGACCAAGAAAUGCAGAAUGCACAUGCAUCCCUAGAUGACAGCCGCCUGGAGGAGCUGAAAAACAGUCUUCCUAUUCCUGACAAUUUGUGUGGUUUCAAGAUGUUCCCCAUAGACUUUGAGAAGGAUGAUGACAAAAAUUUCCACAUGGAUUUCAUUGUUGCUGCAUCAAACUUGCGAGCAGAAAACUACGACAUUCCACCUGCUGAUCGCCACAAGAGCAAGCUGAUAGCAGGCAAGAUCAUACCAGCCAUUGCUACAACCACAGCAGCAGUGGUGGGUCUGGUAUGUCUUGAGUUGUACAAAAUCAUUCAAGGACACAAAAAGUUGGAUUCCUUCAAGAAUGGCUUCAUGAACCUUGCCCUUCCCUUUUUUGGCUUCUCUGAGCCAAUUGCUGCACCUAAACACAAAUACUAUGAGAACGAGUGGACUUUGUGGGACAGGUUUGAAGUUAAGGGCAUCCAGAGCAAUGGCGAGGAGAUGACGCUGAAGCAGUUUUUAGAUUACUUUAAGAAUCAGCACAAGUUGGAGAUCACCAUGCUGUCCCAGGGUGUGUCAAUGCUAUACUCAUUCUUCAUGCCAGCAGCAAAACUAAAGGAACGUCUGGAGCAGCCAAUGACUGAGAUUGUGACAAAGGUGUCCAAGAAGAAAAUUGGGAAGCACGUCAAGGCUCUGGUGUUUGAGUUGUGCUGUAAUGAUGAAACUGGAGAGGAUGUGGAGGUUCCUUAUGUUCGCUACACUAUCCGCCAAGCAUGAAAGGCUGGGAGAGGCACCAGAACAUAUAAGGGGCAAAAAUGAACUUUGAUUUGUGAUCUACUGCUCGCUUGUUAGCCCCUUCCUUACAGAGAAGGGAUUACGUUAAAAUGGGAGGGGAGCACGAACCUCACCAAAUCUCUGUAAUUUGAUUAUCAUGUCACCUGUCUGGUAUCUGGUGGGUUUUGUGAUUAGCAUUUUAACCAUUAGGAAAUACCAUGUGUACCCAGCUCUCCUCACUGCAUCUGAACAGACCACAGGUUCCCUGCCGGCUCUCCUUCCUCUGCGUCAUCUCAGUGUGUUAUCUAUAUUUUGCUUGCAUGCAUCCACUUAACCCUUUCGCUGGCAGAGGUUUAGUACUGCCCAGCUUCCUCUGCUGGUCAAAGGGUUAAUCUCCUUCAGGACUAGGGGUACAGGACAGUUUCCUGUGAAUCUGACUCUAUGGAAAGUAUUGGGAAUUGCCAGCAUUGGGUGCCUAUGCCCUGUCCCCAUUACCACCCACACUCUGCCAGUGACCAGUGGAUAGGAUGCCGGUAAGAAAUAACUUUUAGUUUUAAUGGGGGGCUGUGAUUAUUCUGCUGAUCUUGUAGACAUGUUUCUUUAUACUGUGUUUGAAAACUGAAAAAAUUAAAAACCUAAAGUAA
Molecule: messenger RNA, 3966 nt
Organism: Bombina bombina (fire-bellied toad)
Lineage: Eukaryota; Metazoa; Chordata; Amphibia; Anura; Bombinatoridae
Gene: UBA1
Product: ubiquitin like modifier activating enzyme 1
Exons: 26
Coding region: 143-3325 (1060 amino acids)
Biological process (GO): protein ubiquitination; DNA damage response; ubiquitin-dependent protein catabolic process
Cellular component (GO): nucleus; cytoplasm
Molecular function (GO): ubiquitin activating enzyme activity
Source: RefSeq, a predicted model, not a curated record